UGGGGGACCCCCCUGGCUUGACCCUUGACUGUGUUUUUAGUGAAGCUUCAGUUUGAAUGCUUAAAAUGUGCCACCUCUGGACUUGGUGGAUGGUUUAUGGUGGAGGGGGCCUUUACCACACUUGGACUGUCCUGUGCUAUGUAAUUUGCAGAUCCACAUAUUUGGUUUGUAUUUGUGGCCACUGGCCACCAGGGGGUCUGUUUCUCCCGAGCUCCACUGAACAGAAGAGGCCUUGUGGCAGCUGUUGCACACUCGCAGGAUGUGGUGAAGCGUUAUCUUCGUAUUGAAUGACUGUUACCCACGAUAGCUUACACGCUGCACGGCUCAUCUGCGGCGGCACGCUUCUGCACUCGCUGCAGCGCUGCUCCUCACUAUCUCGACUCGCACUUUGUAGAAGAAAGGUUGGCAUGAAGUGCUCAGAUCGCUCCUCCUAAGCGCCAAACAAAGGGGCUGCUGGUGACAACAACGUGGCCGGGCGGGGUCGUUGGGUGCUGAGGAGGCCGUGUGGAGGAGGCUCUGGAGGGCACUGGGGGUGUCCCUGCUGAUGACCAGCCGGAGGACUGGUCGCCGGCCACAGAAGGCCGCCUGCAGAUAAGGUCAACGGAAGUAUCUGCAUCUUUUGAAGUUCUCAGCUUUGAUGCAGUACAGCUCGCCUAGUCAAGGAUGACGGAAGAGGUGAUUGUCAUUGCCAAGUUUGACUACAUGGCCCAGCAGGACCAGGAGCUGGACAUCAAGAAGAACGAACGCCUCUGGCUCCUGGACGACUCCAAGUCCUGGUGGCGGGUCCGCAAUGCCACCAACAAGACGGGCUUCGUGCCCUCCAACUACGUGGAGCGCAAGAACAGCGCCCGGAAAGCCUCCAUCGUGAAGAACCUCAAGGACACGCUGGGAAUCGGCAAGGUGAAGAGCAGGAAGGGCGGCAUGCGCGACACGGCGUCCAACGCCGAGGCGGACAUGUACGCGGACAACGGCGAGCGUCUGUACGACCUGAACCUGCCGGCGCUGGUGAAGUUCAGCUACGCGGCGGAGCGCGAGGACGAGCUGUCCCUGGUGAAGGGCACGCGCGUGGUGGUGAUGGAGAAGUGCAGCGACGGCUGGUGGCGCGGCAGCUACAGCGGCCACUCGGGCUGGUUCCCCUCCAACUACGUGACGGAGGACAUGGACGGCACGGCGGCGGGCGCGGGCGGCGCCGCCGACCCGGCCGGCUCGCUGACGGAGAAGCUGGCGGCGGCGGUGGUGAACAGCGGCGCCAACGGCAGCCGCGUGCUGCACGCCGUGCAGGCGCUCUACCCCUUCAGCUCGGUCAACGACGAGGAGCUCAACUUCGACAAGGGCGAGGUGAUGGAGGUGGUGGAGAAGCCGGAGAACGACCCCGAGUGGUGGAAGUGCCGCAAGGCGGACGGGCAGCUCGGCCUGGUGCCCAAGAACUACGUGACCGUGCUGGACGCCGCCGCCCACAACGCGUCGUCGGCGGGGCCGGCGGGGCCGCCCACGCCCGACUGCGACUACAUCUCGCCGUCGGGCAGCGGGCGCUUCGCGGGGAAGGAGUGGUACUACGGCCGCGUGACGCGACACCAGGCCGAGGUGGCCCUCAACCAGCGAGGCAGCGAGGGGGACUUCCUCAUCAGAGACAGCGAGUCGUCGCCAAACGACUUCUCCAUCUCGCUGAAGGCGCAGAGCAAGAACAAGCACUUCAAGGUGCAGCUGAAGGAGAGCCUGUACUGCAUCGGCCAGCGCAAGUUCAGCUCCAUGGAGGAGCUUGUGGAACACUACAAAAAGGCCCCCAUCUUCACCAGCGAGCAGGGGGACAAACUGUAUCUGGUCAAGGCCCUCGCCGCCUCCUGAUCUCGCACACACACACACACGCACACCCAGGCAUACAUACAAACACACACACACACCGUACUACAUUGUUACAUUUCACUAAUGCAUGCAGACACCUUUCCACACAGAAAAAGAGGACAUGCAUUCGAACUUGUAAAGCCCCAACGACUUUCCGCGUCCUCUGGACUUUUAAUGCUGGGAAUUCUGAGCAUUCCAAGAGACGGGCGCAGAGCACGGGGGAGACGCACGGAGAGACUGGGAGAUGGGGGAGGGGCGGGGGAGGGAGGGGGGGAGGGAGAUUAUGGACAGAAAAUGGACUCCCUAAACCAAGGUUUGGAUUUUAAGGCCGCUGGUGGUCUUUGGACCGUUCUUAAAGAUCCAGGAUGUAUUUCUAGGGGCUCUCGCCGGUCGCCAACGAAAAUCUCCACCUUUUGUCGUCGACAAGAUCUUAGUUUAUUUUUUUUAUUUUUUUUUUAUAAUAUAUAUUCUUUUUAACUGUUUCUUUUAAAAAAAAUGUGAUUAUUUUAACUCUCAACUGUCCCAUUCUCCCAACAAUGAUAAGACUUGAGACCUUUUCCCCUUCAGAUGCUGGAGGCCCGGAGUCUACAUGUUUUUGGUUGAAAAACGUUUCACGUCAUUUUUCAUCUGUUCUUUUGCGUUUUUUUGUGUCCGUCUACAGUGAUUCUUCUUCAUGACAUGCUACGUUGUGGACGCCAUCCCUCCGCAACUUUUUGCUAACUGCUAAUUAUGAAUAAAAUAAUUAAGUGACCAAAGUAUAUUUAUUGAUACAGUCCAAUCAGAAACGCGACCCCCUAAUGAUUGACCUUUUUGGAUCAAACGAUGACACACUGAUGUGUCGCGAAUGGAAGACACCGGUCCAUGCACAUGAAGCCUCGCCGUCCUCCAAGUCCCCCCCUGUGUCUCCCGCCACACGUCGAACCAUUUGUUAUGUAUCGCCACGGCCUGAGCGCCUCUCACGUAUUGCUGGCUCCUUAUCUUUUUGAAUGUUGUUCUACGCUGUCACUGCACAGUACACACUGCUCACCCCCCUCUCCCCUCCCCCCCUCCACCAAACGAAGUCCCCUUUUCAUUUGAAAAGAAAACGGAUCUGAAAGCGUUAAAUGUCCCGAAGCAAGCCAGCGUAGAUCGCGCCGUGGCAACGCGCCAUGGAAAUGACCGACAGAGUGAUUGACAGCCCCGGAGUGGGCUGGAGUGGGCGAUUUCUGGAAUAAAGGAUUCGAUUAUUAUAAUUAUUUUAUGGUUCCUCCUUGUUGAGUUUUCAAGAUCUUGUCGCUCUUCUUGGUUCUUCUGCUUCCUGCCAUGAUAGACAACAGACUUUGUCCCAGCCUUCAUCUGUGUCAACCAACCCACACCCAACCACCCAGUAAAGGUGUAAGGGGAGGCCUCUGUGUCCACAGUGAUGUCACUGCUGACCAAUCAGAGCCUUAACGGGGGCAGGAGGAGGAGGAGGAGGAAGCGGGGAAGGGAGGGGAAGAUGAGUAAGAUGACGGGUCAUCCUGAGGUCACGUUUGUGUGAGUGUACAUCAAGCUAUGCACACAAGCGUGUCUGACCAUACCAUAAUCUCCUGUGUGUUUCUAUGGUGAAGCCGUUUUAUGAGUUGAGCAGCAGAAAGAAAAGCUGAUUGUAUAACUGUGCCUCUCUGUAUCAAAAGAAGCAUUCUCACUAUUCUGUUAGUUUUUUUGCUGUGUCGUGGAUGGAUGGGCCCUGUUGAUUGUUGCGGUUCAGAUUUGGAAGAACCAGGGGAAUAAAAAUAUUGCAUUGUAGUACAGUGCUGUACGCCAAGCGAGGCCCAGAAGUUGGAAUCACUGUCUGUUUUAGUUGUUUGGGCUCUUGUGAGGUUAGAAUGCCGUUAAGCGGGUUAGAAAUAAGGUAUAGUCUCUUAGGUAGGACUUCUAUAUGUGUGAGAAUGGACCACGGAGAGGCAGGUGGGGUGGGGGGGGGGCACCAGGGACCUACAGUGAGGUGGAUUUAGAGAGCACGUCCAGAAGGCCCGGGAGAGCCACCACUGGGGACGCCAUGAUGCGUUGGCCAGCUGUAUCGCUCGCUUGGAUAAGAGCUCGGCACCAGAAGAGGGUUUUCCAGAAUGAGGAAUGGAAAAAUGAUCCUUCAAAACAAAAGCGCAGGUUUUUGGAGGCUCUUCUUAUUCCACAGGGUACAGUUACCAGAGCGCUGACCUCAGUGAACAGGGUGGAGUACUGCCUCUGCUUGUGCAUCAUGUAUCUGAGAUGGAAAUUAAGUUGUGACUUUUCUUUCUCCAGGAUUUUAGUAUUUAUUUUUGGGGUGGUUGGAGGUUCAAAGACAAAAGUAAACAAAACUGAACAUUUUGCUCAAGCAAACUCAAACGAUUUCAUGACUGGGAUUUCACUGCAUCUGCUGGUAAAAUAAUCAACAUUUGUGCACGAUAGCUUUGGUUGCUCUGGGGAAAGAUCAAAUUGGAUUUGUUUUUCCUGUGGUACUAUAUUACCUCUUCCAGAAUUCUGAGAAAUAUGGGACGUUGGAAACUUUGGCUACAAACUUUAGAGAUAUCAAGUCUCUUUCCGAUGGAAGGCUUUUCCCACUAAUCGGCAUCAGUAAUCUAGUCGCAAAUGUGUAAACCAUACAUUUGCAUGAAGAUUACAGAUACUGCAUGAAGAUUAAAGAUACUGCAUGAAGAUUACAGAUGCAGUCUCCUAUCUGAUUUUGCAAAGCUGGAUGCUACAUAGGUGUCGUAAGAAUAAUGGAUGUCUUUGGCACCAUCCUUAAUAUUCCAACUGCUUUCAAUAUGGGAACCCUUAAUUAAGGAGAAAAUAACAUGUUUGAUGGAUCCAGAUCCUGGCCUAGGUGUGGUCCAGCCUUGGUCCCGGCAGUUGGUUGGUCUUCCAAACGACCGGACCAUGCGGUUAAUGAAAUGGUAUUCCACCAGGGUGAUUGUCAAAAGAAGUUUACAGCGACCGCUCAGGUUAAGGGGCUGCAAUCGGCCUCGCCUCGCCUGAACUUUCCCCUUUUAACCUCUGCUUGUAAUAUCAGUGUAAGUACUAGGCAAGACACAUAAUGUCCUGGUCGAAAGGAUUCACUAGGAGUUAAUGUGAAAAACGAAUUAAAGUGCCUUCAUAGCUAACUGUCAACCAAAGGUUUGGUGUUCCUUUUUGUCAGCGUGCUUCUAGUACCCCCCCCCCCCCUCCCCUUCGCUCUCAAUUCAAUUCACUUUCCUCUAUUGGCAAGAACAAUGAAACACUAUCGCCAAAGCUGUUCUCUAUCUACUCCCUCUUCUCUCUUCGCUGUAGUGUGUAUGUGGUCAGCGGUUUUGCAUGCACGUCAACUGAUUCAGAUUAGUGAGCGCUGGGUGGAGGCGAUGCUCGCAACACGUCCUCGGUACGGUGAGAUCGCGUCCCUUUAUCAGUGUGAGGGGGAGGGAUUUCCAACGGGGAGUGGGAGCAUUGCAGAAGUGGCGUUCUAUUCGUACGUGAUGCAUAAAAUGCCCAUGUUAUAUGGUAUCAAGUGACCUUACUGUAGUUCAUUUCAUUAAACACGGCCCUGUGAUGUAAACAGGGGUGUGUGUGUGUGUGUGUGUGUGUGUGUGCGUGAGAAAGAUUCCCUGUUUCCCUUUAGAUGUCAACCCUUAGCGUGAUGUCUGCCUCAAACCCCACUUGCCCUCCCGAAUCAUAAAGGCAAGGACAAUUUAUUUAUCUCCAAAUGCAAUCACAUGUCAAACCCUCUAUGUUUCUAAGACGCAGGCGUGGUAUUGAGUCAAAACAUCCCCAGUGAAGGCAUCUUUCUGCAGUUGAGUCACUUCCGAUAUGACUUCAGUGAUUUCGUUACUCGUAAGCCAUCUUCCUGAACAAGCUUGGUUUGACGAGGACCUCGCAUCAAUACUCAUUCCCAUGAUACCUUUCACCAUGGUAGCAGGGCCUCUGAUCUGUUACAGCCCUUAACACGUUCAGUCUCUUAACACUGUUUAGGUCACCUCCAGUUCUCUGUCAAGUAUUAAGUGCAUUUGGAAAACGGCAUCCUGCCCGUUUGUCUGAACUACCCCAGUGCAGAACGAGUGAGCUUGGUGAUAAAAAUAAAAUAAACACAAGACAGCAACAAUCUGUCAACUCGGUGCUUUUUGUCCGUGCUGCUUUUUAUGUCGUCUAUGGUGUUCUUUGUCACACAAAGGUUUAGUUCUGUGAGCGGAGAGGACAGGAGCGGCCCGGGGGGAUACGAGUGUGCUGUGAAGUAUAAUGUAAAGCUCUUAAUACUGUUUAAUAGAGGUGGAAAUCAUCUUCACAUGUAAUAAAUUAGCAGAGUUUAUUAGACUGUUCAAAGGAAGUAAUAAACUACAUAAAAUGA
Messenger RNA from Gadus morhua (Atlantic cod), 6157 nucleotides. It is a transcript of the gene nck1b, whose product is annotated as NCK adaptor protein 1b. Gene Ontology annotation, biological process: positive regulation of endoplasmic reticulum stress-induced intrinsic apoptotic signaling pathway; negative regulation of PERK-mediated unfolded protein response; positive regulation of translation in response to endoplasmic reticulum stress. Gene Ontology annotation, molecular function: ephrin receptor binding; signaling adaptor activity; receptor tyrosine kinase binding. Lineage: Eukaryota; Metazoa; Chordata; Actinopteri; Gadiformes; Gadidae. Bases 664 to 1845 code for a protein of 393 amino acids. The transcript has 5 exons. Gene Ontology annotation, cellular component: cytoplasm. The record is from RefSeq and is a predicted model, not a curated record.